Pectinophora gossypiella (pink bollworm) is the source of this 2525-nucleotide messenger RNA. RefSeq names its product cullin-5 (gene Cul5). Gene Ontology annotation, molecular function: ubiquitin protein ligase binding. NCBI's taxonomy places the organism in Eukaryota, Metazoa, Arthropoda, Insecta, Lepidoptera, Gelechiidae. Gene Ontology annotation, cellular component: SCF ubiquitin ligase complex; Cul5-RING ubiquitin ligase complex. The transcript has 4 exons. Gene Ontology annotation, biological process: SCF-dependent proteasomal ubiquitin-dependent protein catabolic process; protein ubiquitination. The record is from RefSeq and is a predicted model, not a curated record. The coding region runs from base 127 to 2466 and encodes 779 amino acids.
GAACGAAGUUAAUAGUCAACGCCACGCCACAAGAAUCUCCAAAAAAGAUUACAAUUUGAUUAACACAGGAUUAUAAUGAUAGUUGAAGUUCUGUUACAGAUUUUACGAUAUUUUUAUUAGUUAGUCAUGCUAAGGGAUAAGGGGCUAGUCACCUUCGAGGAUAAAUGGCCUUCUAUGCGUCCUAUCGUAUUGAAGUUGCUAAAGCAGGAGCCGGUAACACAAACAGAAUGGCAAGAUUUGUUUGGGGCUGUGCAUUCUGUGUGUUUAUGGGACGAGAGGGGGCCUUACAAGCUUCGAGAUGCUCUGCAGCAGGAUAUAAUGAUGUACAUCAAACAAGCGCAGGCUCGUGUGUUAGCACAGCGCGAGGAUCAAGCACUACUGAAGGCGUACAUCGCUGAAUGGGGCAAAUUCUUUACUCAGUGCAAUUAUUUGCCGACUCCUUUCCGUCAACUGGAGAAUUCUAUAAAUAACAUAAGCAAAGUGACAACUUCUAAUACGUCCAGUUCUCAGAAAAAGAAUAAUAAUAACAAUAUAGAUGACAGUCUGGUGCGCAAACUUAUGUUGGAUUCAUGGAAUCAGAGCAUCUUUGUGGAUAUCAAACAGAGGUUACAGGAUUCUGCCAUGAAGCUUGUGCAGGCUGAACGUAAUGGGGAGUCAUUUGAUACACAACUUGUUAUUGGAGUUCGAGAAUCAUAUGUUAAUUUGUGCUCAAAUUCAAUUGAUAAGCUACAAAUUUAUAGAGAUAACUUUGAAGCUGCUUACAUGCAGGCUACAGAAGAUUUCUAUAAGUUAAAAGCAAGUGAACACUUGCUUGCAAAUGGGGUGCAGUCUUACAUGAAAUAUGCUGAUCAGCGCUUGAAAGAAGAGGAGGCCCGGGCUCAUAGGUAUUUGGAGCCAGGCAGUGGCAGUGUGGCAGCUCUCAAUCAGUGUUGUGAAAAAGUUCUCAUAGGAGAACAUUUGCCCACUUUGCUUGCAGAAAGUGCACCCUUGAUUAAGGCAGGAGAAACUGAGAAACUUCAACUUAUGUUUAAACUUCUAGACAGAGUGCCUGAAGGAGUUACUCCCAUACUUAGAGAUUUAGAAGCUCACAUAGUGUCAGCAGGAUUAGCUGACAUGGUUUCUUCAGCUGACAUCAUAACAUCAGAUUCAGAGAAAUAUGUUGAAAGAUUGUUAGAUCUUUUUAAUAGAUUCAGUACUUUAGUUAAAGAUGCUUUCAUGGAUGAUCCUCGAUUUUUAACAGCUAGGGACAAGGCAUAUAAAUGUGUUGUUAAUGACACAACUGUGUUUAAGUUGGAGCUACCCUCUUCAGCUCUGCUCCGUGGCAGCAAAGGCACUGCACCAGAGAGCAAGUGUCCUGAACUUCUUGCUAACUACUGUGAUAUGUUGUUAAGAAAGACUCCACUUAGUAAGCGCUUAACUACAGAACAGAUAGAGUCAAGGCUUAGAGAUGUAUUGCUUGUUUUAAAAUACAUUGAAAACAAAGAUGUGUUUAUGCGGUACCAUAAAGCACACUUAACAAGAAGGUUGAUAUUAGAUUCUAGUGCAGAUUCAGAAAAGGAAGAGGACAUGGUUGAAUGGCUUCGUGAAGUGGGAAUGCCUGCUGAUUAUGUGAACAAGCUAGCUCGGAUGUUCCAAGAUAUUAAAGUUAGUGAGGAUCUAAAUACUCAGUUUAGAGGAGAGACAACACGCCAUGAUGCCAUCAAUAUAAAGAUACUGAAUGCUGGUGCUUGGGCGCGCGGGUCAGAGAGGGUAACAGUUAGUCUUCCUUUAGAAUUAGAAGACUACAUUCCAGAAGUUGAGGAGUUUUACAAGAAAAAGCAUUCAGGUCGUAAAUUGCAAUGGUACCAUCACAUGAGCAAUGGAACCAUUACUUUUGCUAAUUCUGUUGGAAGAUUUGAUCUGGAUGUCACUACUUUUCAAAUGGCAGUGUUGUUUGCAUGGAAUCAAAGGCCCAUGGAAAAGGUGACUUAUGAGAACUUGAGACUCGCCACUGAACUACCUGAUCCAGAAUUGAGGAGAACUUUAUGGUCGUUGGUUGCUUUCCCAAAACUAAAAAGACAAUUGUUAUGCUAUGAGCCAGUUGUACAGAAUCCUAAAGAUUUUUCAGAAAAUACGACAUUCUGGGUAAAUCAGGAAUUUGCAUUAAUUAAAAAUGGAAAACCACAACGAAGAGGCAAAAUUAACUUGAUUGGUAGACUUCAAUUAAGUACUGAACGCUCACAGAUAGAAGACAAUCAUUCUAUUGUUCAGUUGCGAAUUUUGCGAACUCAAGAAGCUAUCAUAAAGAUCUUGAAAAUGCGGAAACGCAUUUCCAACACUGCCCUGCAGAGUGAACUGGUAGAGAUAUUGAAGAAUAUGUUCCUGCCAUCCAAGAAGAUGAUAAAGGAGCAGUUGGAGUGGUUGAUCGAGCACAAGUAUAUGCGACGAGAUGAUGACGACAUCAAUACUUUUAUAUACAUGGCCUAGUUAGUUUCGUUCUCAAGUGUAAAUGAAAUGAACAAAAUCAAAUAAAUUAUUUACCCAGA